AUGAGCAACAAUAUCAGUGGUGGAGGCCGUGGCCGCAAUAUGAUGUCCUCAGUGGACUUUUACCGCCGAGUCCCCAAGGAUUUGACCGAGGCCACAACUCUCGGAGCCGCCAUGUCUCUCUGCGCCAUUGCCAUUAUGGCCAUUUUGUUUUUGAGUGAAACUGCCGCCUUUGCUCGGACACGAAUCGUUACUUCCAUCAGUCUGGAUGAGAAUACAGCCCCACAGAUACGACUGAACUUUAAUAUAACCAUGAUGGAUUUGCACUGCGAUUAUGUGAGCGUGGAUGUCUGGGACGCGCUGGGGACCAACCGCCAAAACGUGACGAAAAAUGUGGAGAAGUGGCAAAUUACCGAAUCGGGAGAGCGACAAUACAGUGGGCGUAAUCGUGAACAACGAGAAGUGACACAUGAGGAACAUGAUCGUACCUUGGAGGAAAUGCACGCCGAAGAUGGAGUGCACGCUCUGGAACUUACCGAACAAAAUUUCAACCAGUUUCUGGCUGAAAAUGAAAUGGCAUUUGUGGAUCUCUUCGCUCCAUGGUGUGUAUGGUGCCAAAGAUUGGCGCCAACUUGGGAAAAGUUUGCACAAGAAGUGAAGAAGUUGAAGAUGCCAGUCGGUGUCGGAAAGGUGGAUUGUAUGGCACAAGCUAAUUUAUGUCGGGCCCAAAAGGUCAUGGCCUUUCCGACCAUUCGUUGGUACCACCUUGGAAAACCCAUUAGUCCCGAGUACAAAAUGGACCGAACAGUGCAGGCUUUGGUCGGAUUUUCGAAGCGAAAACUGGAAAUGGACGAAAAGUACAAGGAAUGGGAAGACAAGGCGGUCGACACAUCGGACGAGGAAAAGAAUGAAAAGCGAAAACUCUUUCAAGCUCACCGUCCCGAGCAUCCUGGUUGUCAAGUCAGUGGAUUCCUCAUGGUGAACAGAGUUCCCGGUAACUUUCACAUUGAGGCCAAAUCCAAGAACCACAACUUGAACUCGGCCAUGACCAACUUGACGCACAUUGUCAACCACUUGAGUUUCGGAGAUCCCAUGGAUCGACAAUCGCGCCGCACCAAGAGAAUAUUGAAACAAGUUCCAGAAGAGCAUCGUCAAUUUUCUCCCAUGGAUGGAUCACCCUAUUAUACCAAGGACUUUCAUCAGGCCCACCACCAUUACAUCAAGGUGGUUUCGACACACUUGAACAUGGGAAAUUCCAAAUCCAAUCAGCUCAUUACUUAUCAAUUCUUGGAGCAAUCGCAAAUUGUCUAUUACGAAACGAACAAUGUCCCAGAAGCCCGAUUUUCCUACGAUCUGAGUCCCAUGAGUGUAGUGGUCGAAAAGGAGGGACGCAAGUGGUACGACUACUUGACCAGUUUAUGCGCUAUCAUUGGAGGAACCUUUACGACUUUGGGAUUGAUCGAUGCUGUCCUGUACAAGGUUCUCAAACCAAAAAAGUUAUAG
Messenger RNA from Cylindrotheca closterium, 1440 nucleotides. Lineage: Eukaryota; Bacillariophyta; Bacillariophyceae; Bacillariales; Bacillariaceae. The record is from the annotation of a GenBank genome assembly.